AUGACUGAAAUUGUCCAAUUCUCCCCCAGAUCUUCGAUCUUUACUAUAGGAAGCAUCUUGAGCUUCCUGGUCUCCACAAAUGGAUCUCCCGUGCCGGCAGCUUCUGCCUCAAGUGCAUUGCCGACCACCGCAGCUUACUACGUGAGCGGGACUACUACCACCUUUGCGUCGACGACUCUGACAGCAACCGGAACCAAUGAAGGUGUCAUCAUCGUCAAAGAGACCGGAGUUGCCUAUGUCAAUGACUGUACUCUCAUCAAGGCUGGAGACUCAACCGACGACAGCGAAAGCUCUUUCACUGACCUCAAUGCCGCUGUUGGCGUUGAGACUAAGGGCACUAUCUACAUUACCGAUAGCACCAUCACCACCAGCGGUGGAAGUGCUAAUGCGGUGCACACCUACGAAGACGGAUCCACUGUACACCUCACCAACGUCUAUAUCCACGCCGAGGGAGAUGGCUCGCACGGCAUCUACACCGGAGGCGGCACCAUGUACGGCGAGAACUUGGAGAUUUAUACCUACGGCGGCCACGGAAGUGCCAUUGCCACCGAUUCAGGCGGCGGCCUCAUCGUAGUCGAAGACUCCUCUGUCUACACGUACGGUGCACUGUCGGCCCUCGUCUACUCCACGGGAAAUAUCACCGUUACUUCUCUUACCGGCACGGCGGACAUUUCACCCGCAGCUUGUAUCGAUGGAUCCAACUCUUUCACACUGAUAGAUCCGGCCAUUACAUCUGGUACUCAGAACAACGGCGUCUUCCAAAUUGUCAGCACCGCAUCGUCUAGUAAAACCGAUAACACCGCCUACGCCUAUGUGACUGGUGGAUCUGUCGCAGAGACUAAUGGCACGUACGGCUUGAUUUUCGUGGCCAAUAUCCAAGCCUACGUGUAUCUGACCGAUGUUGAUGUGACCAUCAAAUCCGGGAUCCUGGCUAAUAUUACUGCAACCAGUGACUGGGGAACUAGUGGCAGCAAUGGCGGAGUUGCUUACAUCUACCUAGAGGAUCUCGCUGUGGAAGGUGACAUUUAUGUCGAUGACUAUAGCGAGGUGUAUGUCUAUCUGGUUGGAUCGACUUGGACGGGGGCUAUCAACCCGUUGGAUUCUUCGGGGAACUACUCUGUUUCGCUGGACUCUAGCAGUACCUGGACUGAGACUAGUGUUUCUUGA
Molecule: messenger RNA, 1167 nt
Organism: Penicillium brasilianum
Lineage: Eukaryota; Fungi; Ascomycota; Eurotiomycetes; Eurotiales; Aspergillaceae
Source: the annotation of a GenBank genome assembly